GCAACUGCAGAGUAGCAGGUCUUACCGUAGAAUCAACUCCUUAGCGAACACUUUCGUCAGCUGGUAGUCAGCUAGCUAGCAAGCCUGCUAGUUAGCAAAACAAGUUUAGCAAGCUUAUCAACUACAAAGCCAGAUAACGAAUAACAAGCAUGAGUAGUUUGAGAACUCGAUGCAUUAGUUAACCAGCUAACUUGGUAGUUUAUUUGCUGGUAGUAUUUGUGUUAUUCCAAAUACUUGUACCACUGAUAGAUAGGCUAGAUAGCUACGUUGCUAUCGUUAGCUGCUGCGCUGGAGACAACUGUUUUGGUUACUUAAUUAGCUAGCUAGCAGUAAUGGCUAACAGAGAACCACGACGACAAUAUCGCCGUACCCCGGCGAGUAUCAAGCAGGAACAAGACGAUGACUCGGACGCAGAGGAAUCCCAAUUGGGAUUUAAGAAGUCCGAUGGACGUGAAUCACAGAUCAUCCACAGUGGUCACUUCAUGGUGUCUUCACCACACAUUGAACAUCCACCAAAAAAGGGCUACGACUUUGACACAGUGAACAAGCAGACCUGUCAAACUUAUCACUUUGGGAAGACAAGUACAUCACAUCUAUCAAUAGAUGCGUCGUUGACUAAACUGUUCGAGUGCAUGACACUUGCAUACAGUGGCAAGUUAGUGUCCCCUAAAUGGAAGAACUUCAAAGGGCUAAAGUUGCUAUGGAGGGACAAAAUCCGACUCAACAACGCUAUUUGGAGGGCCUGGUAUAUGCAAUAUGUGGAAAAAAGGGAAAACCCAGUGUGCCAUUUUGUGACUCCUUUAGAUGGGAACAUAGACAUGGAGGAUAACCGCCCAGCCGAGGCGAUAGCCACGGAGGGGAAGUACUGGAAGAGAAGAAUUGAAAUAGUCAUCAGAGAGUAUCACAAAUGGAGGACUUACUUCAAAAAGAGGUUACAGAAGCACAAAGAUGAUGAUCUGUCAAGCCUUCUCAAGGGUCCGGAGGAGCAGUUUUCCCUGUUUGGGGAAGUCUUUCCAGACACCCUCCGUGUCUCCUUUUGGCAGGACGAGGAGCUGGCGGGGCGUCGCAUCGCUCGCAGGGGCCGCGACUCUCCCAUCCCCAUGGAGAUGGACUCCCUGUUCGACAUGGACGUACUGAUGUCUGAGUUCUCAGACACACUCUUCUCAACGCUGGCCUCGCACCAGCCCAUAGGCUGGCCCAACCCCAGGGAGAUCGCCCAUGCAGGAAACGCAGACAUGAUCCAGCCAGGACUCAUCCCCUUACAGCCCAACCUGGACUUCAUGGACUCCUUCGAGCCGCUCCAGGACUUAUUUCACCGCCAGCCUGUGUUAUACUCCGCUUCCCUCACUGCUCAGUCUGUCUCUGCUGUCCCCAGUAGCAGCUGUCAGACACAGGCUCAGCUCCUCCCCUCCAUGCACCUGUCGACUGAUCUGGGCCCCCCCCCAGACCCCCUGUCCCUCUCCUCCCCCCUGUCCCUCCCCUCCCCCCUGCCCCUCACCUCCAGCAUGCCUGUUCAGGCCAGCGGGACUUCUGGAUGCCCUGCCUACAUGCACGAUUACCUGCCCCUGUUCCCAGGUCCCAUAGGCCCCAGGGCUCCAGCGGUCUCCCCUCUCAACCAGACCGCCCCCCGUCCCCCCCUGCCCCCGGCCAGCCGUCUGGAAGAGACCCCGUCCCAGACGGUCAUCACACACACAGCCUCCCCCUCCCCCAGUGUCUCGCCCAGAGACUCCGCCCCCUCCUUCAGUGUCCCGCCCAGAGACUCCGCCCUCUCCUUCAGUGACCCGCCCAGAGAUUCCGCCCCCUCCUUCUGUGUCCAGCCUAGAGACUCCGCUCCCUCCUUCAGUGUCCCGCCCAGAGAUUCCACCUCCUCCUUCAGUGUCCCGCCCAGAGACUCCGCCCCCUCCUUCAGUGUCCCGCCCAGAGACUCCGCCCCCUCCUUCAGUGUCCCGCCCAGAGACUCCGCCCCGUCCUUCAGCCACGCCCCAGACUUCUGCUCCCCCUCCAGCCACGCUCCUCCCCUCCAGCCCCAGGGUCCCUCGCCGCCCCCGCUCCGCCAGCACCCCCAGACUUUUGCCCUGCCCAAACCAAUCCACCCCUCCAACUCCAGCAAAAAAACACGCCACGUACAGAGGAUCGUUCCGGCCAAUCCUCUCCCCUCCUCCUCACACCUCAUCCUGACAGCUCCUUUCCCAGGGCACACUGGAGCAGUGCUGGUCACCCAGAGCCCCCUGAAGCCAGAUGCGGUGCCCUCCAACAUGGUCCUGGCCGGCCCGCCCAGCCUGGCACCGUCUCAAGGGUUCCACAUCCUGCCCCAAACUCACAAGGCUCAGCAGCUCAUCGUGCCUAAAGAGGAGACCAGGCACAAGACUACAGCGCCCUCAGGAGCUGCACUGGACGGGCUGGGCUCGGGCCAGGGCUCCCCCUGUGGCUCGGAGCAGGCCCCCAGCCCCCAGUCCCCCCUCAGCAGCACGGCAGCUCUCUCCAAGAACGAGUCCAACCAGAGUCGCCGAGGGACCCACAUCUCCACUGAGCAGAAGAGACGCUUCAACAUCAACAUUGGCUUCAAGACGCUCUGCAACAUGGUUCCCUCCCUCAAGUCCCAGUCAAACAUCAGCAACGCAGCCACGCUGCAGAAGACUGUGGAGUAUGUGGGAAAGCUACAGCAGGACAGACAACACCUGCAGGAAGAGACCAAGAGGCUCCGCGAGGAGAUCGAGGAACUCAAUGCUUCCAUAAACACGUGCCAGGAGCAGUUGCCCGCUACAGGAGUGCCCAUAACACGACACCGCUUCGACCACAUGAGGGAGAAGUUUGACGAGUAUGUGAAGAGUCGCACGCUUCAGAACUGGAAGUUCUGGAUUUUCAGCAUCAUCAUCAAGCCCCUGUUUGAGUCGUUCAACGGCUCGGUCUCCAUCACCAGCAAGGGGGAGCUAUGUGAGAGCACCCUACAGUGGCUGGAACGACACUGCUCUCUACCCGUGCUGAGGCCCACGGUGCUCGGGACCCUCAGGCAGCUUAGCACCAGUACCUCCAUCCUCACCGACCCGGCCUUGCUACCCGAGGAAGCCAGACAAGCUGUUGCAAACUCCCACAACAGUUCUGGAGACUCCUAGCUGCUUAGUCAAGCGGGCGAGCUCAUCACAAAUUACUCUCACUUCACGUCCAAAUCGACCCUUCAAAAAAACACUUUGAAAAAACGUCGAAAAAUAAGACCUCACCAGCUGGCCUUUGGAGUAAAGUUCCAAAGAGAUUACUCCAGUCUUCCUCUCAGUCUAGAUUUUCAUCGCACACAGAAAAAAGCACAAGAUUUCUGCCUUAUUCUCACUGAAGGAUUUUAUUCCUUCACAUUGGCUAGGGUGUCAAUAACGUUAAUCUUUGAAAAUGUCAAAGUCAUAUUUUCAAAGAAUAUGUGAAAUGUGCAUGCAGAAAAAGGUUUGAAUCUCUGCAAAAGCAUCCUCUGCUGUCAGGGGCAACCGAGUGACGUAUGAUGCCAAUCACAGUCAGCUGUUCAGGGUUUUUAGUUCAAAUUAGAUUCUUACCGUGAUGUUUUUAUGGUUUGUUUUAUGUGAGGUAGAAAUAGUUUAAAGAAAGAAAGAAAAGCUAUCUUAAAAAGGGAAAACAAAAGAAUAAGUUUACUUUUUGUUGACGAACGACGUGCACGGGAGACGCGGAUCUUACCGUGAAACCGAGUGAAAAACGUUUCCGAGCUUGAAGGAUUAUUGUAAAGUGUUUUUCUCUUGUGUUCGUCGCAUUGUGGAGCUCAACCACAUGCACGUGUGCCAGUCCUGGUGCUGUAAAACCCUGUUCCCGAAGUGUUCCAGCCAGAUGGAGGCAGCGUGCGUGGAACGUUGAAGCUACUCUUGCGUCUUUUCAUGUGCUGGGCUGUUCCAGCGCUACUGAACUCUUCAGGGGUCAAUCGGAGAGACACCACGCCUUGACAGGAUGGUCUGCCAGACUGGACUGAUAAAAUACAAACUUCUCUACCUGUCAGUGAUGUGGCAGUGGAAAUAUAACCAUACAAAACAAGCGUCAAUGGAGCUUCGCUGAAUGUACAGGUGCUUUGUUACUUUUCGAUAUAUUUUUUUGAAAGAAAUUGUAUUUGUUCACUCAGGGAUGCACUGGUGAGCAUCAAUAUAACUAUAACCAAAACGAACAAAAUAAAUCAGGAUGUCUUCACAAAACACAGCAGUGAACAUGUCACGUACAAUGCCUAUACGUGUUUUUCUUUCUUAUUUUUUCAUAAUCAAAUCUAACUUCAUGUAACGUUCUGUGAGCAAAUGGCAUCUUAUUUAUUACUUCGUUUUUCAGUACGGGGAUAAUGUCAGACAUCUUCUGGCAUCUUUCGGUGUUUUUUGUUCAACACCCCUUAGUGGUUAUUCAUGGAACACAAGAGCUCGUUACCUUUGUUUUGCAGUAUUUAUUUAUUUUCUGCACAAAACGUUAGUUUACUUUGAAUGAAACAAGCACCGUAAAUCGGAUAGUUUUGUCUGUUUUGGUUUGAAUGUUUUGCUUUAGUGGUUAGGAGUCUUAGUUUCUGGAGGUUCUCUACAUGUGAUGUGCAGAUGUGGUCACAUUCUUUUGGGAUGUGCAGAUUGACUUGUGUAAUUCCUGUUGCAGAGUACACGAUCAUUACUUGGACAAAACAAGACAACCAGCCAUAAUAUUGCCCACGUUAUUUUCUGUCAAGAAUCAUGAUUUUCUUUUUGUUUUUUUGAGGAGGUGGAAAAUUGAACUGUUAGGUCUAGAGGGCAACGAUUUGGUAAAAGAAAAUAUUCAUUUAUUACAUAUUGUUUUGGAUCUAGCUCAUUUUUUCCAAUGAAGAAAUCAAACUGUUCUUUAAUGUUCUUAGGGACCUGAAGUCUGAAAUGUCUCCUGCAGGUGAAUUCUGAAUGAAUUCAUUAAUUCUGCAGUUGUUCAAAUCAUGACCUUGUUUGAGUCUUGCCUUAAGAGUUGUAAAUACUGUCAUACUGCUCUAAAAAAUAAAAUAUUUUCCUACAUUUA
Molecule: messenger RNA, 5001 nt
Organism: Hypomesus transpacificus
Lineage: Eukaryota; Metazoa; Chordata; Actinopteri; Osmeriformes; Osmeridae
Product: MLX interacting protein
Exons: 17
Coding region: 333-3113 (926 amino acids)
Biological process (GO): regulation of transcription by RNA polymerase II
Cellular component (GO): nucleus
Molecular function (GO): protein dimerization activity; DNA-binding transcription factor activity, RNA polymerase II-specific; RNA polymerase II cis-regulatory region sequence-specific DNA binding
Source: RefSeq, a predicted model, not a curated record